CUCUCUGCUCUGUGCUUGCUUGCUGCCUGCAACGCUGUACGUCACGUUGAGGUACACAAUGAAAAUCAUGGACGGAUCUCUUAGCCAGAAGAAGAGUUGGCGGCGGCUGACAAUGCAUACGUUGAUGGGAUUUCUCAGUUUUCAUUAUGGAACGGCCUUCGUCCCUGCGGCACAUAGGCCUGGCGGCGGGAUGUCGGCUAUCCGCAGCACCACCAGCAGGUUGACGUUCCCAGCCCACCGAUCACCGCCCGGCAUGACCACCAGCGACGGCGGCCUCCAACACGAUGACAAACGAACCGGGGAAGCAAAAACAACAGCCUGGUCAGGAGCCUGCCGCACCGCGGCCGCAUGCCUGGCAACCGCCGCCAUCCUGUCCUCCUCUCUACCAGCAGGUGCUGCAUCGGGCUGCGGCAGUGUUACUCAUGACCUGCACGGCGAACAGAGGAGCUCGCCGGCGAACGUAUUGAUGGUGCUGGCCGACGAAGGGGAUUUUUCGUCGGCGGACGGCAGGGCCGACGUGAGCCAGCUGGUGCUGGAGCUGAAGAAGGCGGACAGGCCAGACACGCUGCUCAACUCGAUGGUGAAGAUCAACGACGUGGUGGACGGGGACGAGGACGGGGUGUUGGAGAACCCUUUCGCGGCGGAGAGCAUCGUCAAAGGCUUGAUUGACAAGCGGAGGGCUGGGGGGGAAGCAUGGGAUAGCAACACAGAGACUGCCUUCGGCAUCCUCAAGAGAAAACUGGACCCUUUCAACGUGGUCCUGCUCCGGCCGUACCUCAAGAUUGCGCCCUUCUUGGGAGGCGCGUACUACCUGGCCGCGUUCUUCGUGCAGCAGAAGUUUAGGGGCUUCUUCCCGUACGCUUACUUCGGAGCGGUGGCGGUUUUCGUGGCCCCGGCGCUUAUCGUAAUCCUGGCAAAUUGAGCCCCAUGAAGAAAGAGUUCGAUGUAGACGAGCAAGAGAGGAAUGGAAGGCGCUUGAAUGUCCUACAAACACCGAGCAAUAGAUGAGAGGUCGCUUUUCGGGAGCCCGUCUCUCUGUCGUUCGGCAUGCCGUAUUCACUUUGUCACGUACACGUGGCGACAUCAGUUUGGGCCAGAUAUGGAGCUACUAGUAGGGACAUUUUUUCCGUUGCGGGUGCCGAUGUUCGCUGGAAACGUGUCAGCUUGCUACUGUUGCAACAGGAUUGUUUUUUUCUCUGCUGUGGUGGUUUCCCCCGUCGAACACAACGGAACUCCGAAACCCUUCGGACUGCCCGGAUAUGUCGGAAGGAAGAGUAUGUUUCGCGUCGAGACACGUGCUGACGAACGAAGUUGAAACGUACGUGGCCCUCGCUACCGCUGGGCGUUGGCUGGCUGUGGAAUUGGUGUGGAGGUUGAAAUUGCAGCGUGUGCUUAUGCAACUAGCUGUGCACGCGAGUGUCUGUACUCGGGGAAAGGGAUGCAAUGUCUCCGUGAUCUCUCAGAGCAGCUAUGCAUGCAACCAGGCAGCGUUGUAUUUUUUGUGGUGCCCCUGAGUCAAGCCGGGAAACCGAUACUGUCGUACCGUGUAGACACAAGAGUGGCAAUGCUUCCGGCUGUUGGUUUCCUGCAGCCGGACAAUCUCCUGUCGGGUAGAACACCAGCACUGACGUCAAACCGUUGUGCUAACAAUACCGCUGACUUGCGAGAACAGUGUGAUAAAACAGCGCCCAUAUCAUCAUGCAUUGUUGGACAACUUGGACCAUGUCGGGGAUAACUCUCACGUGCCAUAAUUGGGGGAACGGGGGUCACAAGCGGGGACUACUUUCCUCCCUUGUCCAUGUAACGCUAAUGCGUCACCAACCCGGGCAGAGGGUGGUGGUGGUGGGGGGGUGUACUCAUAGUCGUGCAUGCCGUAGUCGUUACA
This is a messenger RNA of Ectocarpus sp. CCAP 1310/34, 1885 nucleotides long. Lineage: Eukaryota; Phaeophyceae; Ectocarpales; Ectocarpaceae. The record is from the annotation of a GenBank genome assembly.